GUUUCUUGUAGCCGUAGUAGACGGUAUAAAGGGCCGGGGUGCCCACCCACCGGUCCAGUGUGUUGUAGGACAGCAGGAGGCGGUGGUGGUGCUGUUUUUGUACAGUUUUUAACAGCUAGCCGUCAUUUGCGCUUCCACGCAGCUUGCUGGAAGGUAAAUAGGAGGAUGGGACGCCACCGUUUCUCUGUGUGUUCGUGAAUGAAGCGCAGGACCUGGGUAGUUUCAGGUGGCUUCUGUACACUGCCUCCCAGCAACUGUCAUGCCUUAUGGGAUAUUUACGAACCGCCUAUGACAUUCCAGCAGAAUCAAUGUUUACAACAUCAGGUAUUUUUGCCAGCAAUUAGCCUCCCAGCAUCUUUUUUAGACUCAUUUUUUUCAUUGCGCAAAGCACAGAAUAUAUACCACUGCAAGUUUUUCCUUAGUUCCUUGCCUUGUUUUUGUAAACAAAACUCCUUCCAUUCCCUGGCAAGAGGCUGAUCCUCUAUCAUGAGAUUCCGAAUCUACAAGAAGAAGGUGGUGAUUGUGACUCUGGUGGUUGUCAUCUGUGGCCUAGCUUUCUGGAGCAGCGCAAGGCAAAAGAAUGAAAGUGGCUCCUUCCCCAAGGAGUUGGAGGCAGUGAAGAAGAGCAGCAGCAGCAGCAGUAGUAGUAGUAUUGUCAACAUUCCAGUCCAGGUGCAAGCUACUCCUGCAGUUAGCAAAGCAACUGUUCCGCUGCUCAUUGUGCAAGCAAAUGACACGCACCAAGAAAACACAAAAGAAAAAGGCAAGCUGGGCCAUCCUGUGGUAGAUAACACUACUUUAGUUUUUCGUGGCAUCGUCUUCCAGCUGAAUUUUGACCAGACGAUAAGAAACGAAGAGAAGUUUAAGAAAACACGACAAAAAGAUGAUCUGGUUGUGGUAGUUCAGGUCCAUAACCGACCCGACUACCUCAAGCUGUUAGUAGAUAGUUUACGAAAGGCCCGAGGCGUGGAGAGCAUAUUGCUGAUAUUCAGCCACGAUUACUGGUCCCCAGAGAUUAAUAAAGUGGUGGCCUCUGUGGACUUCUGUCAAGUCCUUCAGAUUUUCUUCCCCUUCAGCAUUCAGUUAUACCCCCAAGAAUUUCCUGGACAUGACCCCAGAGACUGCCCUAGAGACAUUCCAAAAAAAGACGCCUUAAAACUUGGAUGCAUCAAUGCAGAAUACCCAGACUCCUUUGGUCACUACCGCGAGGCUAAGUUCUCUCAGACCAAGCACCACUGGUGGUGGAAGCUGCACUUUGUAUGGGACAGAGUCAAAGUCCUUAAAGACCAUCAUGGUCUGGUUCUACUGAUUGAGGAGGACCACUACCUAUCUCCAGAUUUUAUCCAUCUCCUCAAGCUGAUGAGAGCUCUUAAGGGGGAGCAGUAUGCCGACUGUGACAUCCUCUCGCUGGGAAGCUACAGCCACAUUGGCUAUGCUAGUAAAGCAAACAAGGUGGAGGUGAAGGCCUGGAAGUCCACAGAGCACAACAUGGGGAUGGCUCUAAGCAGAGAGACAUACCAGAAGCUCAUCCAGUGCACUGAUACAUUCUGCACCUAUGAUGACUACAACUGGGACUGGUCCUUGCAGCACCUGACGGUGUCCUGCCUGCCCUCGUACUGGAAGGUCAUGGUGAGUGAAGCGCCCAGGAUUUUCCACGCAGGAGACUGCGGCAUGCAUCACAAGAAAGCCUCUUGCAUGCCCGUCAGCCAGAAAACGAAGAUCGAAAACAUCCUGCAGAGCAGUGGGAACCAGCUGUUUCCGAAAAACCUCCUAAUUACAAAGAGACUACCAGCCAAUGGAGCCGGAGGGGUGGCUCCUCAUGUUAAAAAUGGGGGUUGGGGUGACAUCAGGGACCAUGAACUCUGCAGAAGUUACGUUCGAUUACAGUGACCUUAAUUGCUACGAUUACAUAUUAUUGUCUUUUGCAUCCUAUAUAAAGAAAAGUAAAUCUUUAUUAACUAUUCUUCUUAUUGCCUGUCUUACUGGACUGUUUUCUUGAGCUGUUCUAAAUAAAGACGAAUGUUAAAUUUA
Nothobranchius furzeri (turquoise killifish) is the source of this 2031-nucleotide messenger RNA. It is a transcript of the gene mgat2, whose product is annotated as alpha-1,6-mannosyl-glycoprotein 2-beta-N-acetylglucosaminyltransferase. NCBI's taxonomy places the organism in Eukaryota, Metazoa, Chordata, Actinopteri, Cyprinodontiformes, Nothobranchiidae. The record is from RefSeq and is a predicted model, not a curated record. Gene Ontology annotation, cellular component: Golgi membrane; Golgi stack. Gene Ontology annotation, molecular function: alpha-1,6-mannosylglycoprotein 2-beta-N-acetylglucosaminyltransferase activity. Gene Ontology annotation, biological process: oligosaccharide biosynthetic process; protein N-linked glycosylation.